Suncus etruscus (white-toothed pygmy shrew) is the source of this 1991-nucleotide messenger RNA. It is a transcript of the gene GOT1, whose product is annotated as glutamic-oxaloacetic transaminase 1. Gene Ontology annotation, molecular function: L-aspartate:2-oxoglutarate transaminase activity; pyridoxal phosphate binding. Bases 122 to 1363 code for a protein of 413 amino acids. The transcript is spliced from 9 exons. Lineage: Eukaryota; Metazoa; Chordata; Mammalia; Eulipotyphla; Soricidae. The record is from RefSeq and is a predicted model, not a curated record. Gene Ontology annotation, biological process: L-aspartate biosynthetic process. Gene Ontology annotation, cellular component: cytosol.
CCACCAGCUAGGUGAAGGUGAGUGAGAGUCUCCUCCAGCCACCUUGGACAGACCUCAUUGAGAGGCAUCUGGGCGCUUUUUGGGGGGUGGGAAACGUCUCGACGGAUCGUGUUCUCCCGCCAUGGCGCCUCCGUCGGUCUUUGCCGAGGUCCCGCAGGCUCAGCCGGUUCUUGUCUUUAAACUGACCGCCGACUUCCGGGAGGAUCCCGACCCCCGCAAGGUCAACCUGGGAGUGGGAGCAUACCGCACGGAUGACAGCCAGCCCUGGGUUCUCCCCGUGGUACGGAAGGUGGAGCAGCAGCUGGCUAAUGACAAUAGUCUCAACCACGAAUAUCUGCCCAUCCUGGGCCUACCUGACUUCCGGACCUGUGCUUCCAGCCUUGCCCUUGGGGCGGACAGCCCAGCUUUCAAGGAGAAGCGGGUAGGAGGUGUGCAGUCUCUGGGGGGUACAGGCGCCCUUCGAAUUGGAGCUGAGUUUCUAGCACGGUGGUACAAUGGAACCAACAACAAGGACACACCUGUCUACGUAUCCUCACCAACCUGGGAGAACCAUAAUGGUGUAUUCGCUGCAGCUGGAUUUAAAGACAUUCGGUCCUAUCACUAUUGGGAUGCAGCAAAGAGAGGACUUGACCUGAAAGGUUUCCUGAAUGACCUGGAGAAUGCACCCGAGUUCUCCAUCUUCGUUCUCCACGCCUGUGCACAUAACCCUACGGGGACUGACCCAACCCCUGAGCAGUGGAGGGAGAUUGCUGCCGUCAUGAAGCGCCGGUUUCUGUUCCCCUUCUUUGACUCAGCCUAUCAGGGCUUCGCAUCCGGAGACCUGGAGAAAGAUGCCUGGGCUGUUCGCUAUUUUGUGUCCGAAGGAUUCGAGCUCUUCUGUGCCCAGUCUUUCUCCAAGAACUUCGGGCUCUACAACGAGCGUGUGGGGAACCUGACCGUGGUGGCCAAGGAGUCAGAUAGCAUCCUGCGUGUGCUGUCCCAGAUGGAGAAGAUUGUGCGCAUCACGUGGUCCAACCCUCCCUCACAGGGUGCCCGCAUUGUGGCCCGCACCCUCUCGGACCCACAACUCUUCAAGGAGUGGACGGGAAAUGUGAAGACAAUGGCUGACCGGAUUCUUACCAUGAGAUCUGAACUUAGGGCACAGUUAGAAGCCCUCAAGACCCCUGGCACCUGGAACCACAUCACUGAGCAGAUCGGAAUGUUCAGCUUCACUGGGCUGACACCCAAACAGGUUGAAUAUCUAAUCAAUGAGAAGCACAUCUACCUGCUGCCAAGUGGUCGGAUCAACAUGUGUGGCCUGACCACCAAAAAUCUAAAUUAUGUGGCCACGUCCAUCCACGAAGCAGUCACCAAAGUCCAGUGAGCAGCACCUGCAAACCAGCAGCACCAAAGUCAUCCUUGCUCCCGCAUGCUCCCUUCUUGCACGAACCUAGCUGAAACAUCUCCCGCUCAGACACCACCCAUGGAAGGAGGCCAAGGUUGCGAGGGGAGGCAGUCUCUGCCAAGACAGUCCCCGUGUGCAGAGAGCUUCUCUCAGAAAGAAGAGGGUGCCUGGAACUGAAGCCCUGUUGGAGACUGGAGUAAAUCAAGAUUUUUAUUUAAGAAGAAUAAAAAGGUCCUCAAAUCAUGCACUGUAGAUAUGUCUCUCCCUUGCCAGAAGCUGGAGCGUUGCCGGCUCCUUCCAAGUCUAGUCCCCAAGUUCAGACUGUUGGAGAAGCCAGGUGUGAUUGUGGGUGUUGGCUGUGUCAUUAAAUGUGUUGUUUCCACCCAGAGCGCGUGUGUGUCUGCUCUCUGCAUGGUUAUGGCCUUUGUCCUCUGCUUGAGUUCUGUAGGAUGCAAAGUGUCUUCCUCUGUUCUUCGCCACCCACACCAAACCAGUUUCACAGAACAGUAUUUUACCUUGGUAAUGUGUAACACAUGCUGUUCUUUUUAGUCUAUUCUGAUCUAUUUCACUAGAAAAAAAAAUAAAAGCAGUGAUUGAGAUGCAGGGA